AUGGGUAAUCGACCCCAGGGUGCGAGGAAAAUGUUCUUGAGUGGAAUGAUCGUAUACAGUAUAAUCAUGAUAUACACCACCUUUGCUGGUUUAUACGUCGUCAUUCGUCAAUUCACUGCAAAGGAGAACAAAAGCAAGCUGACUCUGGGACAAAACGUAUUCACUAACGUGAUUGUAUCGACCCUGUCAACAAUUGGUCUAUACUUUGUCAUGUCAUUCAUCUACCUUGACCCCUGGCACAUGUUUACCUCAUCUGCCCAAUACUUUGCCCUUUUGCCCAGCUACAUCUGUACGCUUCAGGUCUAUGCCUUCUGCAACACUCACGAUGUUACCUGGGGUACAAAGGGAGACAACGUCCUACACACUGACCUUGGUGCAGCACGUAUCACAGGCUCCUCAACAGUCGAGCUUGAAAUGCCCUCUGAGCAACUCGAUAUCGACAGUGGAUACGACGAAGCAUUGCGCAAUCUUCGAGACAGACUCGAAGUCGAGAAACCACCCUUAUCCGAGUCUCAGAUGCAAGAAGAUUACUACCGUGCUGUCCGAACAUACAUGGUCUCUGUAUGGCUGAUUGCCAACGCUAUACUAGGCAUGGCCGUGACAGAGUCGUACAGCAGCAAGCACAUUGGAAGUAACGGUUACCUAGCCUUUGUACUUUGGAGUGUUGCUGGUCUAGCCGUGUUCCGUGGCAUUGGUUCUACAGCCUUUGCAAUACUCAACCUCGUCCAGAUGAUUGCUGAGGGCAAGAUGAAAUUCAGCGCUGGCAAGUUCACUAUCGGUAGUAGUUCAGGAAGCACAAGUGCUCCCAGUUCGAUUGGAAAGAGGAUUCCGCACAGAAGUAUCAAGCAUAAAGUUACUGACUUCUUUACCGAAACUGGCUGGACUAUUCAGCGGCACUUCAACAAGGUAGCCUACAAGGCAGCCUUCUGGAGGAGAUGA
This is a messenger RNA of Trichophyton rubrum CBS 118892, 939 nucleotides long. RefSeq lists its product as uncharacterized. NCBI's taxonomy places the organism in Eukaryota, Fungi, Ascomycota, Eurotiomycetes, Onygenales, Arthrodermataceae. The transcript has 2 exons. The coding region runs from base 1 to 939 and encodes 312 amino acids. The record is from RefSeq and is a predicted model, not a curated record. Gene Ontology annotation, molecular function: chitin synthase activity. Gene Ontology annotation, cellular component: cell periphery; cell septum.